Molecule: messenger RNA, 1920 nt
Organism: Tremella mesenterica DSM 1558
Lineage: Eukaryota; Fungi; Basidiomycota; Tremellomycetes; Tremellales; Tremellaceae
Exons: 7
Coding region: 1-1920 (639 amino acids)
Source: RefSeq, a predicted model, not a curated record
AUGAGAGAGGGGGGCUGCAAAUCCCUCUCUCCCAACCUCUACAUCACUCUCCCAUUGCAGACCCAAAUUCUCAGCUCAUUUGACCACGCUCCUACUGUUUGUGAUGAGAAUGUGAAAUGUGAAUGGCAAGGUGUAGUGGAGUACGCGCAAAAGUAUCAAAAAUGGUCUGAGAGGUCAGACGCUUGUUUAGCCCAAGAAUCAGUCGGAGGAUCUCCCCAACCAUCAACAAGGUACACGGCGCUUAUGGCUUAUGGCCUGACCGGAGUACCAGACUGUGUCCUUGAGGCUGCUUGCUGGGCUGAGGCUGCUGUCAGGGUUGGCAGGAAUCAUGCGGGGUUCCAACUGUCAAAAUGGCACCUUAGCCAGUGCAACUUUUGCAGCAAACUGGUGCAGUCACAUGGGGGUCGCACAAUGCAACCCUUGGAGCAUGCCCAUGGGAGUCUUGAAAACCUAUGGAAGGACUACACCAGACUGGAGACACUCAAAGCCAAACUCGUUGAUGUAAAAGUGAACACCACUGACAAUGAAGCAAAUACCACAGCUAUUGAGGUUAUUGAUGUUCAGGAUGUUCAUGUGGCCAGGGCACCCACAUAUGUGAAUACCACUUCUGGACAACCUAUACCAGGCACCGCGGAGAAAGUUAUCCCUAUACCAUUCCGUGCUGGCGACCGAGACAAAGAAAUGUCCUCCGGUACUGAAGUAAUUUUGUCCUAUGACAAAGCAGUAGAACAGCUUGACAGUGAAUUUCUGGCGAUACUUAUUCUUUGCCCAACUCGAGAUGCAAUGAUAGCUACAGCUUGUCUUUGGGGUGGGGCCCCUCACCCACCUGAAACAAAGAUUCUGGUUGAUUUGUUGAGCCGACCAUGUGUUGGCAAGUUCACCGGAUCAUAUGAAUAUCACCUCAAAUAUUUGGAGUGGGGCUCUCAAGUCUGCACAGGAGACAAAGAGCAGACCGGUAUCCCCUGGGAUCUGCUGUUCAGUGCUGUUGAGUCUGUUUGUCGUCUCAUGCAUCUGGAGGAUGGAUAUGAUCCCUCACAAGAAGUCAUUGAAUGGGGAAGUCUCAAGAAGGAUCAUACAAGCAGAUGUUUCUAUUGUGAGUCCAACCCUUUAUACCUGUCCCACGCUUGGCACGGUAUUCAGGAAAUCCGGUUGGACCGUGAAAACGCCUCGAGGGCUAAACAAUAUGUGAAGGAAUGGAAGGAGGGACUAAACGGUAUCAGAAAUGUCACCAGCAAAGAGGCUGAGAAGAUCAAAAGUCUGUCAAACAUCAUUGAGCUCAAUCUUGGAAGGAGGUACAGUGAUAGAAUGCAUGAGAGUCGGAAUGAGGAAUGUCCCAGAUGGGGUUUUGCUCAGCUGUUCGAAAGGAUAGAUCAGAAGAGAAAAAGAUUGUAUAAUGGGAAGAAACAAGUUGGACCUUUUACGGACUAUCACUCCGUGCCAACCACCGGUAAACGUGAUCGAUUCCUUCUCUUCCUCCGUUUCCGACAAACCUGUAUUCUUCAUCUUGAAACCAGGUCUGCCGAGAUACACUACGCAUCUCAUUCUCCAGUCGACUGGUGUCAAGAUAGUAAGCUGGGAUACAUCGAAAUUUUUCCUGCUUCAUCAGCAAUGAGGUCCCCGAUAUAUGACAUGAACGCGAGGAAGAGGGGGGAAUCGGAAGGUGUCAAGGACGUGGGAAUCGAUUCACGGCUACAGAUGUGGAUUUCGAUACUUGAUCUACCCUGUGUCAUGGUUUCAUGGGGGAGGAAGUUUGGCUGCGCGGAACUCACGACUUCCGUCGAAGCUAAGGCGUCAUGGCCACUUCCUACCUCAGAUUUCCUCCUCCCCUAUAUCUGCUCUUCUGUGUCAUGGCAGACAUUUUCGACUUAUCGAGGCCGUAUCCGUCUCGUCAGACUGGCGGAACAGCGCGUUCGGUAUUGA